AUGGCUUCUACCUGCAGCACCCCGAACAAUGCGGAUUUCCACGACAAACACAUCAAAGGAAGCUCCCCCAAGGGUCUUUCUCUUCUCAGUCUGCUGAAAAGGAGUGGCAAUCAUCUGCGCCGAUCCAGCAAAGAUGAUACCCAGCGAGCGUCAGAUACGGCUUAUCAAGCGACGCCGACCGAGAAAUUUGGCUCCGUACAGCACAUUGAUUCAGCAAGUCAAUUACCUGACAAAGAUGUGAGUGGGAAAUCGCCUCCAGCAGUCAAUUCGACCAAGAAGCCGCCCGUUUCAAUCCUGCGAAAGAGCAAUUCACUCGACCUCGAUUCCAUUAUCUGGGAUGAUUCAUCAAGAGAUCGCCAGAAUAUGCAAAGAUCAGUCAAUCUGGACGAUAUGAUCGCACGACUCCUCCAGGUUGGACACUUGAAACCAUCAAAGAGUGUCUGUCUCACUAAUGCGGAGAUCAUCGCUGUUUGCUCGAAUGCGCGCAACCUACUUCUCUCUCAGCCGGUUCUUCUGGAACUGAAUGCACCGAUCCAGAUUGUCGGUGAUCUACAUGGGCAAUUCCCAGAUCUCGUUCGUCUUUUUGAUACGUGCGGCCAUCCCCCCGCCACCAACUACCUCUUCCUUGGAGACUAUGUAGACCGCGGCAAGCAAAGCUUGGAGACGAUGUUGCUCCUUUUAUGCUACAAGCUCAAGUACCCAGAGAAUUUCUUCAUCCUACGAGGUAAUCACGAAUGUGCCAACAUCACCCGUAUCUACGGAUUCCACGACGAAUGCAAGCGACGCUGUAACAUCAAAAUCUGGAAGACCUUUACCGAUGUUUUCAAUUGUCUCCCCAUCGCCGCUAUUGUUGCAGAGAAGAUAUUCUGCGUUCACGGUGGUCUUUCGCCGAAUCUUACAAACAUGGAUGAUAUUCGGAAAAUAUCUCGACCGAUUGAAGUACCCGAGUACGGACUUCUGAACGAUCUUCUUUGGAGCGACCCCGCCAACAUCAAGGAUUGGGGACCGAAUGACGAUCGCGGUGUGAGUUGGUGCUUUGGAAAGGCGCCCAUUGUUAAUUUCCUCAAACAUCACGGAUUGGACUUGGUUUGUCGGUCGCAUAUGGUCGUGGAAGGAGGGUAUGAGUUCUUCGGAAACAAGUCGUUGGUGACGGUGUUUUCUGCACCGAAUUAUUGCGGGGAAUUCGACAAUUGCGGGGCUAGCAUGUCCGUUUCGGAAGAUCUUUUGUGCAAUUUCAAUCUUUUGAAACCGUUCGACGCGAAGAAGUUGAACAAGCAAAUGAGGAGAGCGAAGGAGUCUACGAGGACAGAGAAAGCUUUGCUCCGCCAAGUAUCGUGGAAUUGA
Messenger RNA from Penicillium cataractarum, 1344 nucleotides. Its product is annotated as Serine/threonine-protein phosphatase PP-Z. Gene Ontology annotation, molecular function: protein serine/threonine phosphatase activity. Lineage: Eukaryota; Fungi; Ascomycota; Eurotiomycetes; Eurotiales; Aspergillaceae. Gene Ontology annotation, cellular component: nucleus; cytoplasm. The transcript has 3 exons. The coding region runs from base 1 to 1344 and encodes 447 amino acids. The record is from RefSeq and is a predicted model, not a curated record.